AGGGAUUUUCAGUCGACUGGCACGUAGCUAGUCCCCUCCCCCCUCUCCUCGCCCCCAAACCCUACCGGCGGCAAGAAAAGAUGCCGCGGCUGACGCCGUCGGACGCGUCCCUCAUCCUCGACCACGUCGUAGGCGACGCGUCCAUCCCCACCGCCGCCGCCAACGUGCUCCUCGCGGGCCUCCCCUUCCCCGACCGCCCCACGCCGCGCCUCCUCCGCUCGCUGCUCCUCCGCCGCCUCGCCGCCGACCCCGUCUCCGCUGCCGCGCUCGACUCCCUCCAGUUCCUCGCCUCCCUUCCCGACCCGGACCCCGCGUCCCCCGUCUCCGCCGCGCACCUCGCCGUCGCCGCCUUCCUCGCCUGCUCGGCGCCCGACUUCGACGCCGCCGCGCGGGCCCUCUUCGCGCGCCCCGGCGGCCGCGCGCGCCGCGCGGUCGACGAGGAGGAGGGCGGGGACCCCCCGCUCGCCUCUUCCGAGGCCCUCGUCGUCGCGGACCAGUUCGAGGCCGCCGUCGGGAACGCCUUCUCGCAGGACGUGCUGAAGGGGCUAUUUGGCGACCGGGCCAAGGCGGAGCGGCGGGUGAGGGACCUCCUGGCGGCCGAGUGGGCCGCGGUCGGCCCGUCUCGCCUGGAGCUAGCGGCAGAGCAGAUCGUUGGCGAUGGCGCCGUCGAGACGUGGCGCGCCGCUGACGAGACCGUCCGCGCCAAAUACCGCAUACUAGCUGGGGAAGAAAAAACACGUGAAAUUUUGAGCAAAAUUGAAGACCGAAUUUCAACCCCGCAAGUUCAUAAGGUCAUACAUGACCUCAAAUCAAGCUGUGCUGACCUUCAUAAUGUGGUGGAUGAUCCAUUACCAGCCGCAAAAGCAGCUGCAGAUAAGGUGUUGGCUGCAAGGAUGGAUAAGGCAGUUCAUAUUAAUGAUGAAUUUAACAAUCAUGGUGCGAAUUGUAGCGUUGCUGGUCCAAGUGCUGUUAAUGACCAAGGCGAGACAUUGAGAAAAGGCACGCCAUCAAGUCUUAUGGAUUGGAACCCUACAGCACAAUCUCUUCUGUGGGAGGAUUCUCUUGAUCCUGAUGGUUCAAGAUCACAAUCACAUAGACCACACUUGCCUAGCCCAAGGAGAAUAUCGGUUUCUCCGUUGCAAGUGGCAGAAAACAAAGCUAGGCGUAGAAGGGCAAGGAGGUGGAGCUCGGUAGAAGAAGAAACAUUAAGGAAGGGCGUUGAACAAUUUGGUAGCAGCAAUUGGAAGGAUAUUUUGAUCCACAAUUCCGAUGCUUUUAUUGGUAGAACAACGGUGGACUUGAAGGAUAAGUGGAGGAACAUGACGAGAUAGUGGAGAGACAUACUUUGGGGUGGUUCUAUAUGGUGAAACUGCAUGCCUCUUUUACCGAUGGAGUAGCUGUAUGCAGCUUGUUAAUAUUUUGUUACAUCGCUUAGAAGCUUACUAACGGGCAAAAUGCACAGGAUGCUAUUAUAGGUGUAAAGUCUCCCUUCGGCAGUUUAAGAAUUGCUUGUUUUUUCUGGUUGUUGUUGAAGUGUCGUGGGGGCAUUUUCUGUCGUGAUGGAAUGUUGUCUUUGUCCGAGCAUAUUACACCUUCCUGUAUUGCCACGGUGGAUGUUCUGAGAUAACCUCAUCCCAACCAUCUGUGGAUGCCCCCAUUUAUAUUCUAAUAACUAGGAUGUUUACUGCUCA
Molecule: messenger RNA, 1691 nt
Organism: Triticum aestivum (bread wheat)
Lineage: Eukaryota; Viridiplantae; Streptophyta; Magnoliopsida; Poales; Poaceae
Exons: 5
Coding region: 81-1331 (416 amino acids)
Source: RefSeq, a predicted model, not a curated record